This is a messenger RNA of Lasiodiplodia theobromae, 1014 nucleotides long. Its product is annotated as Type-2 protein geranylgeranyltransferase subunit beta. The transcript has 5 exons. Gene Ontology annotation, biological process: protein geranylgeranylation. Gene Ontology annotation, molecular function: Rab geranylgeranyltransferase activity. The record is from RefSeq and is a predicted model, not a curated record. Gene Ontology annotation, cellular component: Rab-protein geranylgeranyltransferase complex. Lineage: Eukaryota; Fungi; Ascomycota; Dothideomycetes; Botryosphaeriales; Botryosphaeriaceae. The coding region runs from base 1 to 1014 and encodes 337 amino acids.
AUGUCACUGGUUUCUGGGCCUGGGAGGGGCGGCGCGACGGGCGGGCAGCUUCCCGACGAGCUCCAGCUCUAUGUUGACAAGCACGUCAAAUACAUCCAAAGCCUCGACACACGCAAAGAUGAGCUUGAGUAUUGGUUAACAGAACACCUCCGGCUGAACGGGCUGUACUGGGGCCUCACCGCGUUGCACCUGCUCGGCCACCCGGACGCGCUGCCCCGCGAGGGCGUUCUCGACUUCGUGAUCUCGUGCCUGCACGACGAUGGAGGCUUUGGCGCAGCGCCUGGGCAUGACGCGCACAUGCUGUACACGGUCAGCGCUGUGCAGAUCAUCGCUACGCUGGACGGCUUCGAGGAGCUUGAGCGGCGCGUCCCUGGCGGCAAGGAAAAGAUUGGUCGCUUCAUUGCCGGGCUCCAGCACGAGACAGGAACGUUUGCGGGUGACCGGUGGGGCGAGUGCGACACGCGCUUCCUCUACGGUGCCUUCAACGCCCUGUCGCUCCUCCACAUGAUGCACCUUGCCAAUGUUGACAAGGCGGUCGAGCACAUACAAGCAUGCGCAAACUUGGACGGUGGGUUUGGCACGUCUCCGGGAGCCGAGUCGCACUCGGGCCAGGUGUUUACCUGUGUCGGCGCUCUGGCGAUAGCCGGGCGCCUUGACUUGGUAGACCGGGACAAGCUAGGCGGGUGGCUGAGUGAGAGGCAGCGGCCGAACGGUGGGCUGAACGGUAGGCCGGAGAAACUUGAAGAUGUGUGCUACAGCUGGUGGGUUCUGAGUGCCAUGGCGAUGAUUGAUAGGCUGCACUGGAUCGAUGGCAACAAGCUCGCUGCCUUCAUCCUGAAAUGCCAAGACCCCGAGCUAGGUGGAAUCGCAGACCGACCCGGCGACAUGGUGGAUGUUUUCCACACACACUUCGGUCUCGCGGGGCUGAGCCUUGUCGAGUUCCCAGGUCUGCAGGAGAUAGACCCCGUGUACUGCAUGCCCAAGAGCGUGACCGACCGGGUGCUUCACAGGUAG